Molecule: messenger RNA, 1925 nt
Organism: Corythoichthys intestinalis (scribbled pipefish)
Lineage: Eukaryota; Metazoa; Chordata; Actinopteri; Syngnathiformes; Syngnathidae
Product: vacuolar protein sorting-associated protein 26B-like
Exons: 6
Coding region: 399-1436 (345 amino acids)
Biological process (GO): retrograde transport, endosome to Golgi; intracellular protein transport
Cellular component (GO): endosome; retromer complex
Source: RefSeq, a predicted model, not a curated record
CACCGCUUACCCGGAAGUAAUAGUGUCGACCCAAAUUGACUUACAUCCUGAAUAUUUGACAACAUUCGCAACAUUCUCUUAGCGGAAGAUAACAAUCAUGUAAUAUUACGAUAUUCGAGACGUAAUCGUGUUUUGCGUGGCUAAAGAGAUAAUGGAGUGCAAAUGAACGGGAAAAUUGAGGGUAUAAAAUAUUUUUUUUAAUCGAUGGGCAUUUUGUCCUCUCUUGAGCCGCACGUAGCGUUGCCGUUUUCCGCUCCGUCGCUGCUGCAAUCGGGCAUGGAGAUUUAACGUGUUUGUAUUACAAAUACGUCUGCUACUAAAUAGCGUGUCGCGCAGCCCUCGGAAGAAGGGAAAUUUAACCUUUGGGCCUUGUGCUGUAGCUGUAAAAGGUGACAAAAAUGAGCUUCUUCAGUUUCGGACAAAAUGCGGAGAUCGACGUGGUGCUCAACGACGCCGAGACAAGAAAAAAAGCAGAGCACAAGACUGAGGAUGGCAAAAAAGACAAGUAUUUCCUCUUCUACGACGGAGAGACCGUCAGUGGCAGGGUCAACGUCACACUCAAGAGCCCCGGAAAGAGACUGGAACACCAGGGCAUCAAGAUUGAAUUUGUCGGACAAAUCGAGCUGUAUUACGACCGAGGGAACCACCAUGAGUUUGUUUCCCUGGUUAAAGACCUGGCAAGGCCUGGUGAGAUGACCCAAUCUCAAACAUUCGACUUCGAGUUUACUCACGUGGAGAAGCCCUAUGAGUCAUACACGGGCCAGAAUGUCAAACUAAGAUACUUCCUUCGUGCAACAGUAAUCCGAAGACUUAACGACAUCAGCAAAGAGUUGGACAUUGUGGUUCACACGCUCAGCACGUAUCCAGAACUCAACUCUUCCAUUAAAAUGGAAGUUGGCAUCGAGGACUGUCUCCACAUUGAGUUUGAAUACAACAAAUCCAAAUACCACCUUAAAGAUGUAAUUGUUGGAAAAAUUUACUUCCUUCUGGUGAGGAUUAAGAUCAAGCAUAUGGAGAUUGACAUUAUUAAGCGGGAAACCACUGGUACGGGCCCAAGCGUGUACCAUGAAAAUGACACCAUCGCCAAGUAUGAAAUUAUGGAUGGAGCACCGGUCAGGGGUGAGUCCAUCCCUAUCCGGUUGUUUCUCGCUGGCUACGACCUGACCCCCACCAUGCGAGACAUCAACAAGAAGUUCUCAGUGCGCUACUAUUUGAACCUGGUGCUCAUUGAUGAGGAGGAGAGACGUUACUUCAAACAGCAGGAGAUCACACUGUGGCGUAAAGGCGAUGUGGUAAGAAAGAGCAUGUCCCACCAGGCCGCCAUCGCCUCCCAACGCUACGAGGGCUCGGCUGCCUCAGAGAGCGCGUUGGAGCAGUGUGCCAAAGAGGAAAGCGGGUCUGAGCCACACCUUAGACUGGAUCGUGGGUCUCCGUGAGGCAACAAGCAUCAGGGGGAGGAGGAUUAAGGGAGACUGGACUGAGUUUAUCUUCCCUCGCUUUGUUUUAUUUGGAUUUUGUUUCUCAGUGAGAAUCAAACUAAAGAACCUCACACAUUAUAAUUCCACAGAUUUUCACGCUAACGCCAUUCUGUGUGUACUCCUAAUGCUAUUACAGCUAAAUGAUUUAAAACUUUGAAUAAGCGACAUUCCAAUUAUGAAGAACUCAGAAAUGUGAAAUCCACUUGUUUUAUUCUGCACAUGUGGAUGUGUAAAUAAGAGAGAUUCAAGUCAGCAUUCCGGCGGCAUGAUUAGGUCGCCACGUCCAAGUGUUUCAUUUGUUAAGACACGCGUGUCCUCCUGCCUCCAAACAUGAUUUUAGUCUUUUUAAAGCAGUUACGUUAGAAAUAUUUAGAUCUUUUUGCAAAGCGCUUAUGACUAACUCAUUGUCCUCCAAUUGUCAAAUAAAUUAAUGCAAAAUACGAAAAA